CAAGAUGGCGAAAUAAACUUGGAUCUGAAACGUGAAGAUUUUUGUUUUCGCUCAAUUUAACAAGAAUUAUAGUUUUUAUCAGUAUAACGUAUCGUUUCGAUAACUCAAACAGUAAACAGCAUUACAUUUUACUAAAAUAUGGGGUCAAAGAAACACAAGAAGGAAUCUAAAAAGAAGAAGCAUCGUAGUCGCUCAAGAUCGCCUUUGGAAGGUGAAGAGCGUGAAAGAAAAAAGCAUAGGAAACACAAGGACCGCAAAAAGGAUCGUUCUCCUGACGUGGAGGAAGUGCCGGUGGACUCGCACUUGUUCUACGAAGAUGGCGCUAAACACUCGCGCAGUCGUAGUCCAGCCAGCGAGCGAGAUCGCCGCGCUCGCGAACUACGCGUUCGGGAUGAACCGGCACACAGUGAAAAAAGCAAACGCACGCGCGAUCGCUCCCCAUCGCCCGCUACGAGCGAAAACGCAGGCGGCGCGGCGCAAGAGAGCCUCUCCAUAGAGGAGACCAACCGACUGCGAGUCAAACUCGGCCUCAAGCCGCUAGAGGUCGCUGAGAAACCAGCCGACGAUGGCAAGUUCAAGGAUGAUCUUGGCGAGUUCUACCACAAGCCAGCUGCCAAUAUCUCGGAACAGAAAAAGUCGGAAAAAUUACGUGAAAAACUUGAGCAGCGCAAAGAGAAACGUAAAAUGGAACAGAAAUUACAAACUACUCUAUUAGCGGACGAGCCAGAAGAGGAUGACGCGCUGGCUUGGGUGAAGAAGUCGAGGGAAAUCGAGCGGCAGAAGAGAGAGGCUGCUAAGAGAGCGGCGAUGUUGGACGAACUGGACGCGGAGUUUGGCGUCUCGGCGUUAGUCGCUGAAGAGGAGAAACAGGAUCGCGCGCAAAGUUACGUGUCACAACAUCUGCGAGGGCUCCGAGUGGCGCACGAUAUCAAUGCGCUGGGUGACGAACGUGAAGUGGUCCUGACUUUGGCAGAUAAAGACGUGCUUGCUGAAGACAGCGAAGACGUGUUAGUAAACGUCAAUAUUGUGGACGACGAAAAGUACAAAAAGAACAUAGAAGACCGCAAGAAGGCCAAAGCUGGUUACCAAGCGUACGAUGAUGAAGCGGACCUCGAGGCCGCUGCCCUGGGCUACUCGCGGCCCGUGCUGGCCAAGUAUGACGAAGAAAUCCAGCCCGGAGACGCCAGCAAGAAGAAAGGCUUCCGUAUUGGAGACGAAGACGCGCUUGAGGCUGAGCGUUUCAAGGAAAUGCUGCGCCGCGAGCGAAUGCAGGGCGGCAUAGAGAAAAGGCUGGAGUCUCUACAAAUGCCCGAGCUGAGACUGGCUUCAGACUACAUGAACGAGGCAGAAAUUCAAGCCAAGUUCAAGAAACCCAAGAGAAAGGGCAAGUUACGGAAGAAAGCCAAAGAGGAACCUAUAGAUGUCGACGACUAUGACGCGGGCAUGGCGCCUCUUGAAACCGACGACACAGAGGUGAAGCCCGAGCAGCUGGGGCUACCGGUGGACGAGCACGAGACCGAGCCCGACACCGAGCUGCAGGCGGCGCUGGCGCGCGCGCGCCGGCUGCGGCAGGAGGCUGCCACGGCACAGCCCAGGGUGGAAGAAAUCUUAGAGCGUGUAAAGGAAGAGCCGACGUUUCCCGAGCAGGAACCAGAGUCGUCCAUGGUACUCGACGCUACGGCAGAAUUCUGUCGAACACUGGGUGAUAUCCCCACGUACGGACUCGCUGGGAACCGAGACCACGCCGAGCAGAUCAUGGACUUCGAGCGCGCGGAGGCCGAGCCCGAGCCCGAGGCGGAGGCGGGCGGGCGCGCGGGCGCGUGGAGCCGCGUGCAGCCGGCCGCGGAGCGCGCGCCGCCGCCCGCCGCGCCGCUGGGCGCCGAGCCCGCGCUGGGCGCCGGGGUGGCCGGCGCGCUGCGGCUGGCGCUCAGCAAGGGCUACCUCGAACGUAGCGGACAGAUGCCAGCACCGCGGCCCGCCAACCACCAUCUGUUAGCCGCAAGACAUUACUCUAUUGAAGACAAGACGGCCGGUGAGGACGACAAAUACGGUCGUCGUGAACGCGGUGGCUACUCGGGCCCCCUUCAAGACUUCCGCGAGAAACCCGGCUUCAGGCCCAACAUCAAGUUGGAGUAUGUGGACGACGACGGCAGGCCGCUCUGUCCCAAGGAGGCAUUCCGCUACCUUUCCCACAAGUUCCAUGGUAAAGGACCUGGCAAGAAUAAACAAGAGAAACGCAUCAAGAAGGUCGUGCAAGAAGGGCUGAUGAAAAAGAUGAGCUCCACAGAUACUCCAUUGGGUACACUGCAAAUGUUGCAAGAAAAACAACGCGAGACAAAAUCAGCUUACGUCGUGUUGAGCGGUACUAAGCGCGAAAACAACAACUGAACACCACAACAAGUUAACCCUUUCCCGCGGUAGUAACAACUGAUGCCUUUGACAAGAACAAUUGAAAAGCGCUAAAUCAUUGAUGGGCAUGACAGCAGCAAUUUUUGCACGCAACAGUAAAACAAUGCAUACAAGAAAUGAUGCACAAAUUAGCGUUGCGCGUAGAAACUCAUUGAACGCACGACUAACAUGUUAGACGUAGCAACAACUAAUGCAUAUUUCGAAACUCGCUAUCAACAAAGUUUAAGCGGCUAUUGUCUUCUAUUGUUUUUAAAACUGUUCAGGUUUUGACCUCCUUAUCAUACUUUUUCAUUUAUCAUGUUUUUAACAAACAUAAAGUCAUAAUAUACUUCACUGAUGAAUUAAUUUAGUGUUUUAUGUAUAUUCUGUUAGUGUCAGAUUGCUCUGUAGUUUGCAAAUAAAAAUGAUA
Amyelois transitella is the source of this 2818-nucleotide messenger RNA. Its product is annotated as U4/U6.U5 tri-snRNP-associated protein 1. Gene Ontology annotation, biological process: mRNA cis splicing, via spliceosome; maturation of 5S rRNA. Gene Ontology annotation, cellular component: U4/U6 x U5 tri-snRNP complex. The coding region runs from base 139 to 2388 and encodes 749 amino acids. The transcript is spliced from 16 exons. The record is from RefSeq and is a predicted model, not a curated record. Lineage: Eukaryota; Metazoa; Arthropoda; Insecta; Lepidoptera; Pyralidae.